Messenger RNA from Amphimedon queenslandica, 2364 nucleotides. Its product is annotated as mothers against decapentaplegic homolog 4-like. The transcript has 15 exons. The coding region runs from base 217 to 2019 and encodes 600 amino acids. Gene Ontology annotation, molecular function: RNA polymerase II cis-regulatory region sequence-specific DNA binding; I-SMAD binding; DNA-binding transcription factor activity, RNA polymerase II-specific. Lineage: Eukaryota; Metazoa; Porifera; Demospongiae; Haplosclerida; Niphatidae. Gene Ontology annotation, cellular component: heteromeric SMAD protein complex. Gene Ontology annotation, biological process: cell differentiation; SMAD protein signal transduction; anatomical structure morphogenesis. The record is from RefSeq and is a predicted model, not a curated record.
GUGCUCGUACUCGCAGUUCGCAAGAAAACUUUAAGAAGAACACUUGACUGCUAGUCAGCACUAAAAAACAAGUGUCUUUUAGCCUUAGGCUAAUUUAUUUACAGUCUCAGACAAUCGCUCUCACUUCCUGCCUGUUUCUUCUUGUGUCAUUAUACUAGUCUGGGACACCUUGAAAGAUUGAGCUAGUAGAUACAAAGAGAAAAGAAGACCAACAAGAUGGAUCUGUUACCUGCCUUAGAACCUUGCCCUUCCAUUGACUUUGAAGAUCUCUAUGCAGCUCAGCCAGGAGCCUCAGGAGCCCCAAGGUCGGUCGAGUCAAGUGAUCUAGAAGAAGAAACCUCCGCUGAGACUUGUACCAGUAUAGUUCACUCUCAGAGCCCCUCUUCAAGUGGUCUAGGAGGAGAAACUUUCAUUAAUAUUUUUACCACUAUAGUUCACUCUUUGAUGUGCCACAUACAAGGAAGCCUGGAGACCAAUGAGUUUGCUCAAAGAGCAAUAGAGUCGUUGGUUUUAAAAAUAAAAGACAAAAGUGACGAAUUGGAAUCAUUAGUGACAGCCAUUACCACUGGUGGGACUAAACCAUCAAUAUGUGUCACAAUACCAAGAACUCUUGAUGGAAGACUUCAAGUCUCUGGUCGUAAAGGCUAUCCUCAUGUGAUGUAUGCUAAGAUUUGGCGUUGGCCUGAUCUACACAAAGAUGAGUUGAGAUGUAUCGAGUUAUGUCAGUACGCCUUUGAUCUCAAUCGGGAAAGUGUCUGUGUGAACCCGUACCACUAUGAAAGGGUUGUAUCUCAAGGUCCAAGUUCUUGUGAUAUUGUUGGUUCUAAUGUUGUUCAUCACAAGCCCCCUCCGCCUUUAUUACUACAUGUAAAUCAGGAAGCAAUGGAGGAAUCACCUGGAGUUGGCGGAUAUUUCAAUACACAAGGCAUGAUGGCAGCUGCUGCCAGUCAGCAACAGGAAUACAUGGAAAUUCAACCAUCUUGUGUCCAGGCUUUAAGUGGGUGGGGUUUGCCUGGGGCUUCCCCGUACAAUGCAAUGACCAAUCAGAUUGAUCCAGCACUCCAAAUGAACCAACUUCUGCAGUAUUAUAAUCCUGGUAAUUAUGUCCCUCCAGUAAUUCGAAUUCCACAAGCUGUUGCUCCUCCCCUUGCCCCACCCACUAUUAAUUCUGUUACUACCUGCACUUUGUCACCACUACCUCAUACCACAAAUAGUCCUAGUAAUUAUGUCCCUCCAGUAAUUCCACAAGCUGUGGCUCCUCCCCUUGCCCCACCCACUAUUAAUCCUGUUACUACCUGCACUUCAUCACCACUACCUCAUACCACAACUCCUGAUUUUUGGUGUAAGAUAUUAUAUCAUGAACUGGCUAUUCCAGUUGGUGAGUGCUUCAAGGUCCCUGCUAAUAUUACCUCAGUGUCUGUGGACGGGUUUGUUGAUCCUUCUGCAGUUGACAGGUUCUGUCUGGGACGUUUAUCCAAUGUCCACAGAACAGAACCUAGUAAAAGGGUCAUAUCCCAUAUUGAGAAAGGAAUAGUUAUUGAGGAGAAGAAUGAGACUGAGGUUUGGAUCAGGUGUGUGAGUCGCCACUCAGUUUUUGUUCAGUCGAAUUAUCUUGACUAUCAAGCUGGACAAGCUCAAGGGGACGCUGUCCAUAAAAUAUACCCCAAUGCUUAUAUAAAGGUGUUUGAUUUGUCCUAUUGUUAUGAGGAGAUGCAGAAACAAGCUCGUAAAGCUUGUCUUGCAGUGGCUAACCAAACAGCAGCAGUAAGAGGUGAUUCCUUACAAACAGCCAAUAUAGAUCCUGAUCUGGCACGAAGUAUUGGUGUUGAUGACUUAAGACGACUGUGCAUCUUAAGAUUGAGUUUUGUAAAAGGAUGGGGCUCAGACUACAAGAGGCAGACCAUUAAAGAGACUCCGUGUUGGAUUGAGGUUCAUUUCAACCGUGCUCUUCAGCUAUUGGACUCUGUCCUAACCCAACUACCCUCAGAGUUCAAAAUACAGGACUCUGUCAAGCUAUAAAGUACUUAGUAACUCUGUAACCGUUAAAGACAAAUCAUUUAUGUUAAGACCCAAUUAUCACACCAUCAUAACAAUAUUAGUAUUAUACAUACAUGUAUGCAUAAUGUGCAAUUCUAUUAUAACUGUAUACUGAUUAUCAAUAUUUACAUUCAUACUAAUGCCUGUUUGGAUCCUCCAAUCAAGAAGAUGAUAUUGAACUCUCUCCUGAUUCAUUGCCAGAGUCUCAUCUUCAGCUUUAUGAUUUUGGACCUACUUAACUAUUGAUCAGUUGAGUGGAAGGAGAUGCACAUGAUUAUCAUAAUUAUAAACCAUUUUUUUAUUAUUUUGAAUAAUAAUGCAAGGCCU